Molecule: messenger RNA, 5061 nt
Organism: Melospiza melodia melodia
Lineage: Eukaryota; Metazoa; Chordata; Aves; Passeriformes; Passerellidae
Gene: PLB1
Product: phospholipase B1
Exons: 58
Coding region: 255-4646 (1463 amino acids)
Biological process (GO): phospholipid metabolic process
Cellular component (GO): brush border membrane
Molecular function (GO): phosphatidylcholine lysophospholipase A1 activity; A2-type glycerophospholipase activity; retinyl-palmitate esterase activity
Source: RefSeq, a predicted model, not a curated record
AAUUUUCCUGAAAAAUGGCCAGCUCUGUCUGAACAAAGUGAGAGGAGCUGUCCCCUUCUUUGACCCUUGGAUGGGCAAUGAAAUGAGAUAUCAUUGUCGCUUUGCUUUCCAAAGGUAGAAGCUAAUAAGUUUUAUGGCUGCUGAGUUAUCAGCUUUUAAGGUAUAAAGGAGAAAAAGGAAGAGAAUUUCUUUCUUUUCAACCUUAACAUCUAACACAGAGCACUCCAGGAUUAUCAUUGAUAGAGGUGGUUACCAUGAAGCUAUUGUUAGGUGUGCUGUUCCUUUGGUUGCUCUCCUCAGAAGGUAAUGCAGAUGAUCAGGAAGAAUAUGAGAAGCUAGAGGCUCUAAGAAGCUUGCAGUUUUCAUGUGAGCAGGCAACGUACCCUGAGACCCCUUCAUCUUCAGUUCAUGCUCUAAGGCCAGCUGACAUUAAAGCAGUCACUGCAAUAGGAAGUUUGCAAAGAACACCAGGAUCUGGUGAGGAUUUACUCCAAAGCACAGGAAAGAACUUCCUUGAACUAAGCGUGGCAACUUUAGCAGCUCUCAUUAGCACCUUCAACCCCUCGGUCCUACAUGUGUCCCCUCCACCUGGCACAGCUGGAGAGAUGCCAGACAGUCAAGCCAGAGACCUCCUGCAUCAAGCUGAAGAAAUAGUGGAGCUCAUGAAAAUGGAUCAGAUGAUGGACUUCCAAAAUGACUGGAAGCUGAUCACAGUGUUUUUUAGUGUUGAAACCUCCUGUUCCUCCUAUGCUUCCACACAACUGAAGAACUGCAUAUCAGAAAACCUGGAAAAACUUACAGAGGUCUUGGAUUUUUUGUAUAAGAAGGUUCCCAAGGCCUUCGUAAAUCUAGUGGAUUCCACUGAACUCACAACUGCCUCUCUUGCAUGCCAAGAUUACAGUAAUGCUAGGAAUCAGUGCAAUUAUGUUGAACACUCCACAUUGCAUGAUAACAUACUGAGGUGGUCCUAUCAGGAUGCUGUGGAAAAACUAUUGGAGUCUGAGAGGUUUGAUCAAAAGGAAGACUUCACUGUUGUUCUUCAGCCUCCUCUCCAAGGAAGAAAUCUGCUGUUCAGACUGGGCAAGGAUGAUUUGAUUACCACAUCAAAGACACAAGUGGAAAUUCUGGAAGAUUGCAUUUUCAUGGCUGUGGGUCUCUGGAACAACAUGAUGCAGCCAGUUGGACAGAAGCAGCCUUAUGGUGCCACAAAAAUUGUACAGUGUCCAUCUCAGGAAAAUCCAUACUUGUUUACAUAUAGAAAUAGUAACUACUCAUCUUCCCUGAGGACAUCAAACCGCAGAGAAACACUUCAGAAGAGGAGUUAUGGAACAAAUAUUCCCUGUCCUGACCGGGAUCCCUCUGAUACGGUUCCAGUUUCAGUUCAUAAUUUGAAACCAGCGGAUAUUCAAGUGAUUGCUGCUGUGGGAGAUUCACUCACAGCAGGUAAUGGGGCAGGAUCCAGACCCCAUGAUGUUCUGGAUGUCCUGACUCAGUACCGAGGUCUGUCUUGGAGUGUUGGGGGAAAUGAAAACAUAAGCACAGUUACGACACUACCAAAUAUUCUCCGUGAGUUCAACCCAUCCUUGGUAGGGUAUUCCAUUGGCACUGGAACACAGAAUUCAAAAAAUGCUGCAUUAAACCAAGCUGUGGCCGGAGCUCAUGCAGAGGAUGUUCCUGCACAGGUUAGGAGACUGGUGGACCGCAUGAUGAAUGAUUCUAGAAUAGAUUUUCAGAAUGACUGGAAGCUCAUAACACUUUUCAUAGGAGGAAAUGACCUCUGCAGUGUCUGCGAGGAUCCAGUACGCUAUUCUCCUGAAAAUUACACCUACAAUAUACAAAUAGCUUUGGACUUACUUCACAAAGAGGUUCCGCGGGCAUAUGUGAACCUGGUGACGAUGCUUUACAUUCCAAAGCUCCGGGAGCUGCAUCAAUCGAAGAACAAUAACUGCCCAAAGCUGAUCAUGAGGAUGCUGUGCCCUUGUGUCAUAAACCCUAAGAACAAUUCCAAUGAGCUAAAGAAGUUGAUCUACUUUAACAGAAUGUAUCAGGAGGGCACCCGCCGGUUAGUGGAGAGUGGAAGGUAUGACACAAAGGAUGAUUUCACAGUGGUUAUGCAGCCAUUUCUGACUAAUAUUGAAAUGCCAAAAACACAGGAGGGGUGGCCAGAUGAAACAUAUUUUGCCCCAGAUUGUUUCCACUUCAGCCAAAAGACUCAUUCCCAGGCUGCACGUGCUUUGUGGAACAACAUGCUGGAGCCUGUAGGGCAGAAGACAGAUAGUCAGAAGAUAGAUGAUGAGCUUGUCCUCAAAUGUCCAUCUGAGGCUGAGCCAUUCCUGAGGACAUACAAGAACAGUAAUUACACAUACCCUAACCAAACUGCAAAUUAUGGAAGCCAUCUGCCAUGUGAGGACAGGUCUCCAUCCUCCCCUCCUGCAGCUUCAGUGCACUCCCUAAAGCCAGCUGAUGUGAAAGUUGUAGCAGCCCUUGGGGAUUCUUUGACGGCUGGUUCAGGAAUUGCCUCAGAUACCCUCCAGGAUGUGGUCACUCAAUACCGGGGACUGUCUUGGAGUAUCGGAGGAGAUGAAUCGUUGGAGAAUGUGACUACUCUACCUAACAUCUUUCGAGAGUUCAAUGUUAUGAUCACGGGCUACUCAACCGGUAUCGGGAAUGAGAAUGAUUCCAAUGCAUUCCUUAACCAGGCAGUUCCUGGAGCACUGGCUGAGCACUUGCCAGCCCAAGCAAGAAGUCUUGUGAGUCUUAUGAAAACUGAUCAGAGAAUUGACUUCAGUGCUGACUGGAAGCUCAUAACAGUGCACAUUGGAGCCAACGACCUGUGCAUCUAUUGCAAAGACCCUGAUCACUACUCAGCUGGGAAUUACAUCAAAAGGAUUCAAGAAACUCUUGAUAUUCUGCACAAGGAGGUUCCAAAAGCUCUAGUGAGUCUGGUUGAUGUGGAGGACAUCACCAUUCUGAGACAGUUAUUUGUGGACCCUUCAGUUCAGUGCCCCACUUACUUGGCAGAUUAUCUGUGUAGCUGUGUUCUCACAGGAGAAGAAAACUCAGAAAAUUUCACAAUGGUGAGAGACGCCAUCAAAGCUUAUCAGCUUGGCAUUCAGAGACUGAUAGAGUCUGGCAGAUAUGAUACUCAUGAAAAUUUCACAGUUGUCAUCCAGCCUUUCCUUCAAAAUCUGAAGGUUCCUCUUGAUCAGAAAGAGAAACCAGAUGUCUCAUACUUUUCUCCUGACUGCUUCCAUCCGAGCCAGAAAGGCCAUUCUCAGCUUGCCAGGGCUCUGUGGAAUGCUGUGUUACAGCCUGUGGGCCAGAAAGCUGACUCAUUUGAUUUCUCAGCUGACAUCGUCCUUGGCUGUCCAGCUCAGAACAGUCCCUUCCUGGGAACGUACAGGAAUAGCAACUACACACCUGUGGAGCCCACUAGAGAGCCAAUAGAGAAUUGGGGCAGUGAACUGUCGUGUCCUGGUCAUACUCCAUCCAGUCCUGUCCCAACAUCAGUCCAUGAGCUACGGCCUGCUGACAUCAAAGCCAUAGGAGCACUUGGAGAUUCCCUGACUACUGCAGUAGGAGCCAAAGUACCAGACCUACAAACAGACUGGAGAGGACUCUCCUGGAGUAUUGGGGGUGAUGACACUCUGGAGAUCCAGGCUACUUUACCCAACAUCUUGAAGAAAUUCAAUCCGAACAUCUUUGGCUUCUCCACUGGCAGCUCUAAGGAAACAGCUGGAUUCAACGUUGCAGAGAGAAACGCUGCAGCACGUGAUAUGCCAGCCCAGGCACGUGCAUUGGUGGAGCUGAUGAGAAGCAGCUCGAAAAUUAACUUCAAGGAAGACUGGAAACUGAUUACCAUCCUUGUUGGAGGCACUGACCUAUGCCAGUACUGCUUGGACAAGGAAACCUAUUCAGUGCAAAAGUAUGUAAAGCACCUUCAGGACACUCUGGAUAUUUUCUAUGAGGAGCUCCCAAGAGUCUUUAUCAACAUGGUGGAGAUGCUUGAGUUCUCUGGACUGCGUCAAAUCGCAGCAAGCUCUUCAGAGUGUGCCUUGGCAGCAAAGAAAGUUUGCCCAUGUUUCUUAAACCCAGAGGAAAAUUCUUCUGAAUUACAAGAAAUUAAGAGAGUUAACAGAGAUUUUCAGGCUGAAGCCCUGCAGCUGAUCAACAGCGGUCGGUACGAACAGCGGCAGGACUUCGCUGUUGUCAUCCAGCCGUUCUUCCGGAACACCUUGCUGCCCCUGGAUAGUACUAGCAAGCCAGAUAUGAGUUUCUUUGCUGCAGACUGCUCUCAUUUCAGUGUAAGAGGCUAUGCUGAGAUGGCCAUGGCUCUCUGGAACAACAUGCUGGAGCCAGUUGGUGAAAAGCAGACUUACAACAACUUUACCCAUGACAGAUCAAAACUCAAGUGUCCAAACCCUGAGAAACCUUUUCUUUUCACGCGAAGAAACAGUGGAUUUGGAAAUUCAGAUGUCAACUUGGAGAACACAGAAUCUUCAGUCCCCUACUGGGCUGUCAUUGUGACUGCAGUAGCUGGGGUCCUGGUGGGUUCUUUACUGGGCUGGGCUGUGUCACGAACAGGAACCAAGAAGCACCAACGUAAGGCUCGCACAGAAAACAACGUGAAAACAACCCCUCUGUAACACAAGUGGAACAAACAUCUUUCUCUGAUGAGGCUGCUCUCUGCUGUGACUCAGAGAGUGGCAGAACAAAAAGCCUCUUGGAUAUGAAUGAAGCUUCUUGGUUGCCCAGGGAUUUUUGUGUCAAACAACAUCGAUCAGUAAUGUAUUUUAGAGUUAUCUUCUGUGGACCAGUCAGUGGAGGAUGAAGUUCGAAGUAAUGCUGUGUUUUUGUGCCACCAUGCAACUAAGUACCACAGACCUGUUCACUCAGUCCCCCCCAUGGGGAUGAGGAGGAGAACUGGAAGAAGGUAAAACCCAUGGACUGAGAUAAGAACAGUUUUAAUAACUGAAAUAAAAUAAAAUUUAAUAAUAAUAAUAAUUGAAAUUAAAUGGGAAAUAACAAAAAAGAGAGAGGAAUAAAACUCAAGAAAAACUA